UCUCCCAUGGAUUCUUCACCUCGAUUACUUCCACCUCGAUCUUGUCGAAAGGAGCUUCCGUAACAGUAGCCUGCCUAGCUGGCACUUUUUGAUUGGUAGUAUCCAUUCGCUCCACUCGAUCCUUCUUCCGAGUGGCCUGACCUCGUGGCUUCGUACGUGUCAACAGGAGAUGCGUCGAUUUGAAAUUCGCCGGCAAUUUUCCGAAGUGUAUUCUGUGCGCGUUCAGGACAGUCUCGCUUGUGCGCUUUCUCGAUUUUGUACCGCGAUAGUUCCGUGACCACUACGCAAUCCUGCUACCUUUUUCUCUCCACUCACCGUCGUUGCUCCAUCUCGUUUUUCGCGCUGCCGUGCCGGCUCGCUUUGAUCUGAGGCGCCUCAUAGCCGCACGAGGUGUCGUUUGAGUCAACUCAAAAUUCAUAUCGUUAGUCGCGCUGCCGUGCCGGCGUUCUUUGUUUUGAGCCGCCUCAUAGCCUCACUGCCGUGCCUGCUGGUUUUCCAUAAACUUUUACAUUGGACUCUCUUACGGGAGACACGAUCAUGCAAGGAGGAGCAGUAACUCCUAAGCGGGACUCGGGAAGGGGGCUGACCGAUCGAAAGAUAUGCCUGGCGGUGACGCUAGGGGUGGUGCUGGCGGUGGUGGUGUUCACCGUCCAACGGUCGCUAGAGGAGCAAUCCGCUGCUGCGAUUGUCGAAUCUCAGCCUGGGUUCCCGCCCCUGUCCCCUGACCCAGAAGAGCGGGCCGAGCAGAUUCACGAGCAAACCGAGUCUGCCCGGAAAAAAAUCGAGGAGCUUCAAGCGACCAUAAAAUCUCUCGAAAAAUCCCGGGACGAGACCAAGGAGCGACUAAACAGUGUACUCUCACAGGCUCAGGCUCAGGGGAAACCAAGGACUACUGGGGGAGGGGGAGAAGAGGGAUCGUCUACAGAUGGUUCGGGGGGUAUCAGGGUGGUGGAAGGCACGGGAACUCCGGAUCAGCCUAGCCCUUUCAAGCUGGUUCGGGCCGGACCUGCUGGGAAGGUCCGGUUUCCCCGAACCAACCCUCCGGUGGUUCCGAGCUCAGAAGGGGUCGAUCCAGCCUUGGAGUCUCUUCUGCUCAAAAUAGCUUCGGAAAAAGAGGUUCUGGCUACUGUAGCAGCAGCCGAAGUGCAGAAUUUGAUGGAGAUGUGGAUAAAGCAGGUUAUAAACGUCGGGAUUACGAAUGCUCUCGUCAUCUGCCUCGAUUCUUCUACCGAAGCAGCUUGUAACGCGGCAUCAGCGAACCAGGUCGCCUGCUACCUCGCUCCAAACCUCCCAGCCGCGUUCGGACCCCCGCAAGGCUCGGCAAACGAGAGCCCGAACCAGCGGGCAGCCUCGGUAAUUGACAGCCUAAACGGGGCCAAGUUCUACGUUCUGAGGGAUGCCUUAGCCCUAGGCUACUCCGUCUUAGUCUCCGACCUGGACGUAACCAUUCUCCGUAACCCGUUCUCCUCAGGCGAGCUCGUCCGCGACUGUGACAUAGAGGCAAUGAGUGUGGGUCACGACGAGGCAACCGCGUACGGUUACAACGAUGUAACGGACGAUCCGACCAUGGGGUGGGCGAGAUACGCCCACACCAUGCGGGUCUUUGCCAUGGAUUCGGGCUUUUUCUUGGUUCGCCCCACGGCACCCGCUCUGGAGCUGUUUGAUCGGGUGGCGGCACGGCUGGGGGGGGCGGCGAGAGGAGGGAGCGGGAUUUCGGGGCUGGUGAGCCCCCUUGUGGUGUUCAAUGAGGAAAUGUUCUACCCGUCCCGGCCGGAGUAUAAGGGGGUCUUCAUCUCCAGGCGCGUUCUGGACAUUCACCGGUUCAUCAAUUCUAAGGUUCUAUUCGGCAACCUCAAGAGGGACUACGGCAGGCUGCAGUCUCUAGUGGGGUCAGCAGUGGUAGUGCAUGUCAACUACCAUGUGGAUAAGCUCACGCGCUUAUCAGCCAUCACCUCCUUUUUCAUGGAUCGGGAGAGAAGUGCGUUUGACGCCCUGUCCCUGGCUUCGUCAUGAACCUGUAAAGGGGUUCCGUUGUAGGGCCACUGUUGCAUGCUCAUGUCACAUACUGAAAUUAUGUGGAUAGGUUCGCUUCGCGUGCUUAUCAGUGUUGAAGUAUACUCGACGUGGUUUACCGUACUUCAGUAACCAGCCAUCCCAUCACGUCCUUUUUCACGGAUUAGGAGGGAACUGCGUUUGACGCCCCCUUUCCCUGGCUUUCUCGUGAGGAUCCAUCCAUCAUAUGGUCCCGGGUUUCGCCAUGAGGCUGUUAAGGGGUUCCACUGAAGGGCCACUGUACUGUUGCAUGCUCAUGUCACAUACAUGCUGAUGUUAUGUGGGUAGGUUCACGCACGCUUGUCGUCAGCCAUCACCUCCUUUCUCAGAGAUGGGGAGAGGACUGCGCUUGACAACGCCCCCUGUCCCUGGCUCCGUGCGAGGCUGUAAAGG
Molecule: messenger RNA, 2445 nt
Organism: Closterium sp. NIES-67
Lineage: Eukaryota; Viridiplantae; Streptophyta; Zygnematophyceae; Desmidiales; Closteriaceae
Source: the annotation of a GenBank genome assembly